AUGAAGGUGUUCGCGAUUACGGUCUUCUUGGCGCUCGUAGCCACCACCUAUGCCGGUUACAUAAGCAGCGGCUGGAACGGCGGGGGCGGCGGUGGUGGCGGCUGGAAAUCCGGCGGUGGAGGCGGCUGGAGCGGGGGCGGUGGCGGUUGGAGCAGCGGCGGAGGCGGUGGUGGAAAAAUCAUCAAGGUGAUCACCGUGAGCGGCGGAGGCGGGGGCGGUGGCUGGCCCAGCGGUGGCGGCGGCGGAUGGUCGGGUGGCGGCGGUGGUGGUGGAUGGCCGAGCGGCGGCGGAGGCGGAUGGAAAUCCGGCGGCGGUGGUGGAUGGAGCGGCGGUGGCGGUGGAUGGAGCAGCGGCGGCGGCGGCGGUGUGAUAUCAAAGAUGAACAACUUUAUAACAAUAAUAUGGAUCCCCUCUCACAUUGGUAUAAUGGGAAACGAAAAAGUGGACCAAGCAGCCAAAGAAAUAGCUAACACAAUAGCCCCUGGCCACUACGACUCCAGUCUAUCCGUGGAAACCACGCUCUCCAUCCUAAAGGAUGAAAUAAAAGACAGCUGGAACGAAGAAUGGAAUUCUACAGUCAAACCCCGUAUCAAAUCAAUCAAAUCUAACUUCUUCCAAAAAUCCAUAACCUGGUCCCUAUCCAGAUUGGAUCAAGUGAAAAUUUCUCGAAUCAUAAUAGGCCAUACCAAACUGACCCACCAAUACCUCCUCAACAAAGAAGACAGACUGCGAUUCAACAUUAAACCAUCCCUAAAGGACAACCCGAAGGAUGACGAAUCUAUCCAAAACUUGCUGAAGUACCUCGAAGAGUCCAAACUGUAUAACAAGCUGUAA
Molecule: messenger RNA, 834 nt
Organism: Colletes gigas
Lineage: Eukaryota; Metazoa; Arthropoda; Insecta; Hymenoptera; Colletidae
Product: keratin-3, type I cytoskeletal 51 kDa-like
Exons: 4
Coding region: 1-834 (277 amino acids)
Source: RefSeq, a predicted model, not a curated record